AAUCUGGAAUGUACUGUACAGUAAUGCAACCAGAAAGUCCGGUGGAUUAGCACGGUCCAGCGGUCCAGCCUCGUCCGCUAAUCAGCGAUUUGUAAACUGAUUUGGCAGGCGCUAUUCUAGAUUCCCAGUGUGUUCCAUGUCCCUAUUUUCCCCCCUCAUGGCGUCACCGAGAGCCCUUGUACUACUAUCACCACCACUACCAAUGUUACAAACCCCGAGUCGACGACUUACGAUAAAUAGAGUCCUUCCCCGCGUCGUAUCCUAUACCCAACAUCAUCAACAUCGUCCUUACACUUAUAAAUCGCACACCUUCACUACCUCAACAACUCCCAUCUAUUCGCCCAACCUGUCGUUCCUACGUAGACUGUUUUCCGCGAGCCCAGCUCAACUAGAAAUGGCAGCAGCAGCAAAGACCAAGGUGCAGGCCAUCAUCGACGAGAACCCUGUGGCCGUCUUCAGCAAGUCAUACUGCCCAUACUGCAAGGCUACCAAGGCGCUCUUGAACGAGAAGGGCGCCAAGUUCUACUCGAUUGAACUUGACCAAGUCGAGGAUGGAUCUGCUAUCCAGGCUGCCCUCGGUGAGAUGACCGGCCAGACCUCGGUCCCAAACAUCUUCAUCAACAAGAAGCACAUCGGAGGAAACAGCGACCUGCAAGAGAAGAAGUCGCAGCUGACAAACCUCCUGAAGGAAGCUGGAGCUCUCUGAGCGUAUUUGGAAGGCUCAGAUACUGGCACAUGACAGCCUGAGAGAGGGCGCAGUGCUCACAACGGACAGAGGUGCAUGCACAAAUUGUAGACUUAGAGAACUUGGUUAUAGAGAGUGGGA
Pseudogymnoascus verrucosus is the source of this 826-nucleotide messenger RNA. RefSeq lists its product as uncharacterized. Gene Ontology annotation, molecular function: glutathione disulfide oxidoreductase activity. Gene Ontology annotation, cellular component: cytoplasm; nucleus. The transcript has 3 exons. The coding region runs from base 137 to 706 and encodes 189 amino acids. Gene Ontology annotation, biological process: cellular response to oxidative stress. The record is from RefSeq and is a predicted model, not a curated record. Lineage: Eukaryota; Fungi; Ascomycota; Leotiomycetes; Thelebolales; Thelebolaceae.